AUGUAUGCAGCCGCCACAAAUUCGGCCGCGAACACCCUCUUAUUGUUCGGGCCUCAGAUCCCUCGGCUCGUACCGUCCCGUCUUAGAGACCUUCGGAAGGCAAUCCUGGAGGAUCCUAGUCUUGGAUUCCUCGUUCAGAUUGUAAAAGAGCUGCCCUCAUUAUGGGAGACUACGAUUCAACUGAGCUCUCCCAACUUCAGGCGUCUCACAAGAGCUAAGCAACAACUACGACAAUUAGGGACAUUCUUUGAGAAUCAGAACGAAGAGGCACCCCGGUUAAGUGCCCCUUGCAACUUACUUCUCGCCCCAUUAACUGUUGUUUCGCAAAUUGCCGAAUAUCUCCGUCUAGGCCAUAAAGGCACCGUGCAGGGAUUCUGUAUUGGAUUCUUAGCUGCUACCGUUAUAGCAAGCGCGCGGGAUAGAGACGACUUAGAGAAGUGGACGGCUACCGCAAUUCGCCUCGCGGUUUGUAUUGGGGCCGUGGUAGACCUAGACGAACUAGAACGGUCGGAUGGGGGUGAAGAUUCUUCCCGGUCCAGCUCUACGUGGUCGGUUGGAUGGACUUCGAGCAUCGAAAAGGGGUAUCUUGAAAGGACGCUGGCGUCUUUCCCCGAGGCAUAUAUCUCCUGCGUGACCGAUAUUGACAGGGUCACGCUCACAAUACCAGAGGGCCAAUUUACGAGCUUCGCCAGACAACUCGCAGAUGGCGGCUUGUCCGCUAAACCAGUUGGCCUUUCCGGCCGAUAUCACACGACUAGUCUGGAUAGGACUGAGAUCGCUCAACAAUUAAAGUUGCUAUUUCAGCAUAAUGAAAACUUCCAGUUCCCGGCAGCUGAACAGCUGACCGUGCCCCUGAGAUCUACUCUGGACACGGAGAUUAUCACGAAAGGGGCACUUCAUGAAAUUGCUCUAGACUGCAUCCUAGUGGAUGUAUGUAGGUGGUAUGAAACAGUUCAAGCAACACUGGAUGCAUGGGAUAGUCAACCAGUUAAAAUAAUACCCAUUGGCAGCAGCCCAGGGGCCGUGCCUCGAUCUCUCAAAUUAGCUACCGAUACCCCCACUAACGAAUACUUGGACCAGUCUCCAUUAUCAGAAACAAGCUCGCCUUCCAGCGGCAUAACCACCGGCAACUUGGCUACUGGUCAGACGACCCCGAGCGGUUCUCUACCUCCGACGGCCGUGGGCACAGCUCAGCCCAUCGCCGUCAUUGGCAUGGCGUGUCGAUACGCGCAAUCCGAUUCUCUUGAAGACUUCUGGUCCUUGAUCAACUCUGGUAGAAAUGCAACCACGCCUGUACCUGAAAAUCGGUUCAAGUCCUCGGACUUGUGGCGCAAUCCUAAAGGUCCUUUCUUUGGUAACUUCCUACAGGAUGCCGAUGCAUUUGACCAUCGCUUCUUCGGCAUGUCUGCUCGCGAAGCCGCAUCAAUGGACCCCCAACAGAGGCUGCUACUCCAGGUAUCAUACGAAGCCAUGGAAUCGGCCGGGUACGCGGAUGGAUCAGAGUCACCACAUCGCCCUGUGGGAUGUUAUAUCGGCGCGGGUUACGUCGAAUACGAGGACAAUAUAGCAUCGGAAGACGCAACCGCGUUCUCAGCUACUGGAGCUAUAAGAGCAUUCAUCAGCGGUAGAGUCAGCCACCAUUUUGGUUGGACUGGCCCCUCUGUUGUAUUCGAUACAGCAUGCUCUUCGUCCGCCGUUGCUAUUCAUCAUGCUUGUAAGGCUCUUCAAACAAACGACUGCUCCGUCGCCAUUGCUGGAGGUGUCAAUGUAAUCACAAGCUCUACUUUCUAUCAGAACUUGGCAGCUGCCUCUUUCUUAAACACGACAGGUGCCUCGCGGGCUUUUGAUGCCCAGGCAAAUGGAUACUGUCGUGGUGAGGGUGCCGGUGUGUUAGUCCUCAAGCCUUUAGCACAGGCUAUAGCUGAUAACGACCACAUCCUUGGCACUAUCACGGGGACAGCAGUCAACCAAAACUCGAGCUGCAGUCCUAUCACUGUACCAGACUCACAGUCGCAAAGCGAUCUAUACCUCCAAGCCCUCGCCGGAGGUGGGGUGUUGCCUUCAGAGGUCUCCUAUGUAGAGGCUCAUGGAACGGGAACCCCUGUGGGCGAUCCUAUUGAAUGUGCUAGUAUACGAAGCGCAUUCGGUAGCCCAAAUCGUACACAAGAGCUUGUGAUAGGGUCGGUAAAGGAUGUGAUCGGUCAUACCGAAGCCGCAUCAGGAGUGGCGGGAGUCAUCAAGACGCUACUUAUGAUGCAGUACGGCAUAAUUCCUAAGCAGCCCAACUUUACUCGUCUCAACCCAAAGAUUCCCGCCUUGGAGCCGGACAAGAUGGCAAUUGCCACACAGGCUCGCCCGUGGUACGCAAGCACAUGGAGGGCGGCCCUGAUUAACAACUACGGGGCGGCCGGAAGCAAUGCCGCUAUCGUUGUUCGUGAGUAUCGCCACAGCUCGGCGACUGAAGAUGUUAUCAAUCAAUUGCCAGAAAAUGAGAAGAUUGAAUAUCCAAUAUUCAUUUCGGCGAAGACAACAGAAAGUGUUCGUGCAUACAGCGCCGCAUUAAAAACAUUCCUGGACCGAAACCCCUCGAUUAAACUAAGCGAUGUGGCGUAUAAUCUGGCUCGCAAGCAGAAUCGAACGCUCGAAUAUGCUUCAACGUCGACUGCCGCGAGCCUUCCCGCCCUCCGGCAAGACCUAGAAGCCAUUGCCUCUGGCUCACGUUCUGUGUCGCAGAGGAGUAUAGACAAGAAAAAGAAGACAGCUGCGGCACAGUGGCCAGCACCAGUAGUGCUUUGUUUCGGCGGCCAGACAGGCCGUAGCAUCUACCUUUCACGGGAUCUCGUCCAGAAUACACCGUUUUUGCGAGUUCAUCUCGAAAGCUGUAACGAGGUUUGCCAGAGUCUAGGCUUGUCGUCGUUCUUCCCGCGCAUAUUCGAUCCGACCCCUGUAGAUGAUCUGGUCUUCCUGCAUGCCAUGUUAUUCUCAGUGCAAUAUGCGAGUGCUCAGGCCUGGCUGGACGCUGGGCUGCAAAUAAGUACUUUGGUAGGUCACAGCUUUGGCCAACUAACAGCGCUUGUCGUGGCCGGUAGCCUAGAUCUUACCGAUGGCCUCCGCCUGGUUACAGGCCGGGCUCGCUUGAUGGAGAAACUUUGGGGCGCGGACCCCGGCGUCAUGCUGGCGAUUGAGGGCGACACGGAGCGCCUUGGCGGCCUGCUCAAGAAAAUUGCUGAAAAGCAAUCCGUCGACGUGGCCUGCUACAACGGCCCGCGCAAUAUCGUACUCGCUGGUGAUGCGGCAGCAGUAGAUGCGGCCGAGAAGGUCUGUCGGGAAACGCCGGGCCUAAAGACGGUUCGACUGGCUAACAGCCAUGCGUAUCACUCUCGCCUUGCUGAUCCCAUUCUGGAUGACCUCCAAGCCUUAGCCUCAACCCUUACCUGGAGAAAGCCAUCAAUUCGCCUAGAGACGUGCUCGCCCAACCAGAGUUGGUCCAGCAUUGAUGCUGCUAAGAUUGCGAGCCACACCCGUGAACCCGUCUAUUUCGGCGAGGCUGUCCAAAGGAUUGCCAACCAAAAUCCGUCAUCCGUCUGGCUCGAGGCCGGUUCGGUAUCCCCAAUUAUUGGCAUGGUACGUCGCGCACUACCAGCCGCACGAGGCAGUGAAAAAGACGUGUUUCUAUCGAUUGACUUAGGCAAAGGCAACCCUUGGAGUAGUCUUGCUAGGGCUGCUUCUGGGCUUUGGGGAGCUGGGUCAAACGUAGACUUUUGGGCCUUCCAUGGCACACAAACGGAUCAGUAUAAGUGGUUGGAUCUACCCCCGUACCAAUUCGCCAAGACAAAGCAUUGGAUACAAUUCCGACCCUAUGGACCACAGGCUGCGAUUGAGACGCCACCGCCUAUUACGAGUCUACCGGAAUUAGUACGAAGACUCGGAGAUGUGGACGGAGAAGCUAUAUUCGCUGUGGAUGCCUCGCACGAGAUAUUCGAGCUAAGCGUCAAAGGCCACGCGGUUGUUGGUCAGAGCCUAUGUCCGGCAGGUUUAUAUUUCGAGUUGGCCAUCCGGGCCGCGAAAGCACUCCAAGGUGCCGAGGCGAAGAGCAGCUCUAAAGUUCCCCAAAUAGAGAAUAUGCAUAUCCUUUCGCCCUUAGGACUAAAACCCAAUGGAUCUCUUCGCAUUAGCCUUAAACAGGAAAGUAACAGUACGAAAUGGUCAUUCCGCUUCUUCUCUUCUCCUGAAGCUGGGGACCGACCUGCACCACCAACUCAACACACCAACCACGCCCAAGGUACUAUAGCCCUACUCGACGCAGCCGUAGCGUCCUCCCGCUUCCAAUCCCUCGGGCGCUUGCUAGGAAGAUCGCGUUAUGACCAAAUUGCUUCAUCUCCCGAAGCGAACCGACUUGCCGGUGAUAUAUUGUAUAAAAUAUUCAGCCGUGUCGUCAACUAUGCUCCAUACUAUAAGGGGGUCCGUAAUACGAUCGCUUUUAAUGGAGAAGUCGUCGGUGACGUAGUUAUGCCACACCGUCCCGAAGCAGAUCGUCUUGCUUCUGCUCUCUCCGAUCCCCUAGCUGUCGAUAAUUUCUUGCAGGUUGCGGGCAUUCAUGUAAAUUGCCUUCAGGAAGGCGGCGGCGAUGACGAUGUCUCUGUGUGCAACGCCAUUGGAGAAGUACUAUGGAGCGAGUCGUUACUACAGUCAGUUAGCCAAGAUACACCUUCCAAGAACCGGACGUGGAGAGUAUAUUCCAACAUGGAGGCCAAGGGCAAGAACACGCUCGUGAACGACGUAUUUGUCCUAGAUCCCACAACAGGUUCCAUUGUCCUAGCCUUCUUGGGCGCCGAAUUUACUCAGGUAUCCCUCACAUCACUACGGAGGGUCCUGUCUAAGAUAAACGGAAACAUAAUCACUCCUGCACCAUCUAAAUCCUCCUCGCUUCCAUCGACCACAAAUAACGUCUUUGCGGAUGCCGUCCUGACUCAGCAGCUACAGCUUCCUCUUAACGACAUAACGCGACAUGAUGAUCAUUCCACGACGACGACCAAACACGAUAAUGGUGCUGCUCCCUCUGCCGCUUCUGGGGUCAACCAAUCGGUCCGCAAAAUGCUGAGCGACAUCUUCGGAAUGAGCAUCGAAGAGGUUCAACCGGACGCCGACCUAGCUGACUUAGGUGUUGACUCGCUAAUGAUUACAGAGAUAUCUAGCGAGAUUCAGAAACACUUUGGGGUGACUCUGUCUAUUGACGACCUACAGGACCUGACUGAUGUCCAGUCCUUAAUCCGGAUUCUAGGAGGGGAGUCAUCUACCCCUACUCCUACUCCUGUAGUACAAAGCCAAAAUGAAGUAACACAUGACCAUGAAGAGGAUGACGAAGAAAAAGAAGAGUCUAACGAUGACGGGGGCAUCGCAGCUGUUGCUAAUGACUGGCUCUCUGCAAACAGAAACACUUUCGAUGAGGACGCGCAGGAGCACGACCUCAUAGGUUUCCGCAAAGCCGUGUACCCGUUCCAGGCACAACUAGUCGUCGCGUACACCGUCGAAGCAUUCGCCGACCUGGGCUGUGAUAUACGUACGCUUCGCGCUGGAGAACGUCUAUCCGACUUUAAAUACCUGCCGAAACACGAGAAGCUCGUAGCCCAAAUGCACAGGGUUCUGGAAGACGCGAAUUUAAUUACGCUUAAAGACGGUAGGGCCAUUAGGACGGAUCAGUUGGUGACCCGUGCAUCGUCUCAGGAGUUGCAUAGCGCCAUCAUUGAAAAAUUUCCCGAAUAUGCAAUUGAACACCAACUCCUGCGCAACACCGGCGCCCGGCUUGCGGAUUGCCUUACAGGCCGGCUGGACCCUCUGGCCGUUAUGUUCGGCGAUGCCGAAGCGCGCAAGUUAAUGGGAGAUGUGUACGCUACCGCACCCCUAUUUCGAGCCGCCACAUCAUUCCUUUCGCGUUUUUUGUCCAGCGUGUGUGAGAAAUUCCAGGGCAAGCGCGAGAUCCGCAUCCUCGAGCUCGGUGGUGGUACCGGCGGAACGACUAAAACUUUGGUUGAUUUGUUUGAGAAGAGUGAUGUGAAGCAAAGGAUUGUAUAUACUUUCUCGGACGUCUCACGGUCACUAGUAGCUGCUGCCAAGCGGAGAUUCGCCCAGUAUCCUUUCAUGGAAUAUGCGGUUAUAGACAUUGAAAAGGAGCCUCCCACUGACCUCCAGGGACGGUUCGACCUAAUCAUCUCAACUAAUUGUAUCCAUGCGACUUCGAACCUUGUCCGGUCGUGUACCAACAUUCGACAUCUACUACGCGAAGACGGGUUGCUAUGUCUCGUCGAGAACGAGGAAAAUCUGUUUUGGUACGACCUUGUCUGGGGGCUGGUCGAAGGCUGGUGGCUGUUCGAAGACGAUCGCACCCAUGCCCUGAUUCCUGCAGCGAGAUGGAAAACGAAGCUCCAGGCGUCGGGUUUCCAAUGGGUUGACUGGUCGGCGGGUUCUAGCGAGGAAAGUAAAAUCUUACGCAUCAUAGCGGCAUCGCCAUCUGCCCAGCUUUCGAGUCCCGCGGUUAAUGGUUCGGAGCAGGAGCUAGAGAUAUUUCCCGAGACGCAGGAGACAGUAAUAUUCAAGCAUGCUGGAUCCCUACCAUUACAAGCCGACAUAUACUACCCACCAACACUACAGACCGGUAGCGAUGCGCGACCUGUUGCUUUAAUGGUACAUGGCGGAGGUCACGUAAUGCUAUCAAGAAAAGACAUACGUCCGAAGCAAACCCAGAUCUUGCUAGACGCCGGCUUCGUUCCUGUUAGUGUCGACUAUCGUCUCUGUCCGGAGACCACCUUGGAAGAGGGCCCCAUAACAGAUGUUCGUGACGCUUUAGGAUGGGUGCGCAACACAUUACCAUCCCUCGCUAGAAAGCGAUCCGACGUUCGAAUUAAUGGCGAUCGCGUAGUCGCAGUCGGCUGGUCAACUGGAGGUACCCUAGCCCUGAGCCUAGGCUGGAGCGCUCCGAGCACAUGCCUACAGCCGCCACAGGCCAUCUUAGCCUUCUACUGCCCCACCGACUACGAAGAUAAAUCCUGGUCGCGAGAGAAUAAGCCUUACGGAGACGCGGUCAUGACAGAAACAUACAACUUAUUAGACGGGGUAGAAGACUCGCCAAUAACGGCAUAUAAUCCCCCUACAGGAUCACGAGCGGCAGGCGGAUGGAUGGCUAAGAACGACGCUCGCUCGCGUAUUGUCCUCCACAUGAACUGGCACGGACAGACAGUGCCAGUCCUAGUCCACGGCCUAAAGAAGAACGCACAACAGAACGGAACGCCACAGCUCCCAACACCCACGCCCACUCAGGUCCAAGCCAUCAGCCCACUAGCACACAUUCGAAAUGGCAGCUAUCGCACGCCUACGUUCUUGGUGCACCCGUACGAAGAUGAUCUGAUCCCUUGGCAGCAAGCUCAGCGCACAGCCGAUGAACUGUGCAGCCAGGGCAUUGAUUCAGAAUUAAGACUUAUAAACAAUGCUGCGCAUUUGUUUGAUAUGUAUCGCAGCCAUGAAGGGAAUGAAGAGGCCGUUCGGGCCAUUAAUGAUGGUUAUGCUUUCUUAUCUCGUCACGCUCGCGGUACUUAGAUGAUUUUAGAUGUAUUGUAUGAUUUAAACAAGGUGAUGGACUUAAAGUUGAGCAAUAUGUUAAGAGUAUAGCAUGUAGCGGCUGUUUCAUAGGACGAAUGUCUCUUACCAAUGAAAUUUGCCCGACUUUUAGGAGGGUUAUAGUGUUCGUACGGCUAAAAAACCACUAGUUGAUCGAUGC
Molecule: messenger RNA, 7771 nt
Organism: Daldinia loculata
Lineage: Eukaryota; Fungi; Ascomycota; Sordariomycetes; Xylariales; Hypoxylaceae
Exons: 5
Coding region: 1-7590 (2529 amino acids)
Biological process (GO): proteolysis; fatty acid biosynthetic process; secondary metabolite biosynthetic process
Molecular function (GO): serine-type peptidase activity; fatty acid synthase activity; phosphopantetheine binding
Source: RefSeq, a predicted model, not a curated record